Malus domestica (apple) is the source of this 7615-nucleotide messenger RNA. RefSeq names its product methyl-CpG-binding domain-containing protein 9-like. NCBI's taxonomy places the organism in Eukaryota, Viridiplantae, Streptophyta, Magnoliopsida, Rosales, Rosaceae. Gene Ontology annotation, molecular function: DNA binding; protein binding. The record is from RefSeq and is a predicted model, not a curated record. Gene Ontology annotation, cellular component: nucleus.
CAUCUCAUCCUACUCUGAACCCAGAGGAGGUUUUCCUACGCAGAGCGACACAGAGCACUGUACUAUCGGGGAAGGUGAAGCCCAGUCUGCCGCUCUCCUGAUUGGUCCACGUGGGUAACUGUCGUUCUACGUCAGCGAGUACACAUAUAAAUCCCCGGUGAGUCCGCCCCACUUUACCCUUACUUCUCACAUCGCAGUUCAAAAAAUUAAACCAACAGAAAAAAAAAAGGUCAGAGAGAGAGAGAGAGAGAGAGAGUCUAGAGAGAGAAAGAGGGAGGGUCAGGGCGAUACGGUGCGGUCCUCUUUCGGUCUCUUCGUUUCUGUCUUCUUUUUCCUCUGUGUUCCCUCGAACCCAAAAGCCAAAACCUCUCCUUUUCGUUCGUGUCAAAUCUCAGCCGUCCGAUCAAAUGUUACGAGCACCGACCUCGAGCUCCAAACCCCGACUCGGAUAAAUGGAACUGACGGAUUCAGCUGCCGACGAACUCAGAGCAGCGGCAGCCGCCGCCGCCAACGCCGAGCCAACUCGCUCCGUACUCAGCAUCGAUCUCAAUGAGAUCCCUUCUCCUUCCGAAACCCUACCCGAUUCCUUCGACGUUGUCCGGUCUUACCACGACCACCCUUCGCCGCCUCCCGGCGGCCCGGCCGGAGUUCCCGGCUCAGCUCGAGGAUCCGCAUGCGCCGCCUGCGGCAAGCCCGAGGUUCGCGGGCACGUGGUGGUCUGCGACGGCUGCGAGCGCGGGUUUCACCUCACAUGCGCCGGAAUGCGCGGCCGGCAGGCGGUGAAUUUGGUGGAGUGGGUCUGCGGGGACUGUCUGAGCGGUGGGGUUAGGAGCAAGCGGUGGCCGCUUGGAGUUAAGGCCAAGCAGAUUCUCGAUAUCAACGCCUCGCCGCCGAGCGACGUCGACGACAUCGCGGAAAUGCGCGAAUUGAGAAAGCACACUCCCGGUGGUAAUUCUUUUGGUGGCAAUCCAUUUGGUGCCCCAGUGACAAAUUCAAACUUCUUGUACUCUGGAAACGGAUAUGGCUUGGAAAAAGGUGCUGGGAUAAUGACACAUGCGACUAAAGUGGGUUGGGAAGAUAUAUUGCACUACACACAGACUACGGGUGGAAGCUUUGAGGAAUUAAGUUCGAGGUUUCCGCUCGGGAAGCAUAGUAAUAACAAUAAUACAGCUAUUAGAAUACCAUCCCGGAGUCCAGAUGAGAUAGUUCUACAGGCUCUUAGAGAUUACGUUUCUGAAAGGCAUGGCAUACUGGAGGAUGGUUGGCGUGUAGAAUUUAAACAGUCAACAGCCAGUGGUGAACCAUAUAUAGUAUACCGUGCACCAAAUGGGAAGACAUUUGGCUCAGUAUCUGAAGUUGCAUAUUUUCUUGGCUUGACGCCUAACUACAAUUCCAUGGGAUCUGAAAUAAGACGGGAGGGUUCUCUUUCUAAUACUGAGAAGACUUAUCUACCUAGAAAAAGAAAGUCAAGACUCUUAUAUGCCAAUGGAUUAGCUGAAAAUAAGGAAAGUUUGCUCAGUGGCUAUUGCAAGGAGCUCUCUUCCAAUGGUAUAAGUACAGAAGCUUUUGCCUGUGGUUUUGGAAAUAAUGUAAAACUUACUGAAGCAGGGACAGAAGAACAUGGUUGCAUUGGGUCUCGGCAAAGUACUGAGGGAUUUCCGGUGCAGUUUGAAGAUUUCUUUGUUCUUUCUUUGGGAGAAGUUGAUACAAGGCCUUCUUAUCAUGAUUCAAAUCAGAUCUAUCCUGUAGGUUAUAGGUCAUGUUGGCAUGAUAAGGUUACUGGUUCUUUAUUUGUGUGUGAAGUUUUAAAUGGUGGUGAUUCUGGACCUGUUUUUAAGGUCAGAAGAUGUUCGUGUUCUGCCUUGCCGGUUCCCGAGGGUUCAACUAUCCUCUGUAGGUCACAACUUGGCAACUUUUACAGUCAAAUUAAUCAAGAAAGUCAUGACUUGACUUCUGAUAAUGAUGGAAGUAUCCAGAUGAUUCUGUCAGAUCCUUCUCCACCUAUGGAAAAUGAUAUUUUGUCUUGCCUGAGGAGUUGUUCAGUUGAAGUCAGUGAUGUUCAGACAUCAGCUGAACCGCAGUUUGAAGAUAAUUCCGUUUAUGAAAAAUCUGGAACUCUUUCAUCUGCUGAUUUGGGUGUGAUGGAUGACAUUGGUGAGAUUUCAGUAGAAGACCAUUCUUCAUCUGCAGCUUGGGGAAUGAUUUCAAAAAAAAUUGUUAAUGCUUGUUCUGAAAUAUUUAAACAGAAGGGCAUUCUUAAAGUUUUCUGUAAGCAUGUUGAAAAUGCUCAAGGCUCCCAAAAUGAGGUUAUAACAAAUGACAGUGGCAACGUGAACCAAUCUCCACUGGACAAGUUUUGUAGUUCAGCAGGUUCUGUCAGCAUCUCUUCUGAACUUCGGGCCGAUGAUGAGCCUGGCUUUUCUUAUGACGUACUAGCAAAUUGGCUAGAUCAGGACAGAUUUGGAUUAGAUGUGGAUUUUGUGCAAGAACUUUUGGAGCAGCUUCCUGCUGCCCAAUCCUGUUCUCAAUAUCAAUUUCUUAACGAUAGAAGUUCUAAUUCUACACAGCUAACUGUUGGAAAUGGGCUUCUAGUGGUUAAAAUGGGAGCUGGAUUACAUGGUAAAGAAGAAGUGUUGGAUGGUUUGUUUAGGAGGUCCAAAAAAGUGAAGUUGGUCAAGGAUCACCUCAAGAAUGAUCAUCCACCUCCUCAUGGGAAGCCAUUGUGCUUGAGGAUUCCUCCUGCCCUUGUUGAUGAUGUUUAUCAGGUUUGGGAAUUAUUGUCGCGCUUUGAUGAAAUUUUGGGUCUAAAGGAGGCUUUUUCAUUGGAAGAACUUGAGGAGGAACUUAUUGACCCUUGGUUCGGCAGGUCAGAUCUUUCAGAGAAGUUCGAUAGGGAAAACCAGGGCACUCAAGCUUUAAAUUCAAAUAGAAUUGAUUAUUCAAGUGGUCAAUUAUCUUUGACCAUGGAGUCUGGCUCGACCGUUUCUAGGAAUAAUCCACAUGCAUUCAUACAUAUGGAAACUGGAGCAAUGAAGGAGGCAGCUCAAGAUAAACUUGCAUCUGUUACUUAUAGCAGAUGUUCUGGCAUAGCUUUGACGAAGGCUCAUGCAUCACUGCUAAGAGUGCUCAUAGGUGAGUUGCAGUUUAAGGUUGCUGCCCUGGUGGAUCCGAAUUUUGAUUCUGGAGAUCUGAAGUCAAAACGGGGAAGGAAGAAAGACAUUGAUAUUUCAAUUCCUGUGAAAAGAGCGAAGGUUAAUAUACUCCCAAUUAAUGAACUGACUUGGCCAGAGUUAGCACGGAGAUACAUCUUGGCUGUAUUAUCCAUGGAUGGCAACCUUGACUCGCCUGAGAUUACCGCUCGUGAAAGCAGUAAAGUGUUUCGCUGCUUACAAGGUGACGGUGGGGUGCUCUGUGGGUCCUUAUCUGGAGUAGCUGGGAUGGAAGCAGAUGCACUUUUGCUUGCAGAGGCUACAAAGCAAAUUUUUGCUUCACUUAACAGAGAGCAUGAUGUAUUUACCAUAGAAGAGGAGGUGUCUGAUGGACCAGCUGCUGUUGAUAAGAAUUUGGGGAAUGAUGGUAAUAAGCCACUAUGGGCGCAGGUGUUGGAACCUGUUAGAAAGCUACCGACAAAUGUCGGAACAAGAAUCAGAAAAUGUGUUUAUGAGGCUUUGGAAAAGGAUCCACCUGAAUGGGCGAGGAAAAUACUGGAACAUUCAAUCAGUAAAGAAGUUUACAAGGGCAAUGCAUCAGGGCCUACAAAGAAAGCUGUUCUGUCACUGCUAGCAGAUGUAUCGGGUAAAGCAUUGCCACAAAAGGCUGAGAAGGGAAGAAAACGGAAGAUAAAUGUCUCUAUUUAUGAUGUUAUCAUGAAACAAUGCCGCAUUGUAUUGCGUCGUGCUGCUGCUGCAGAUGACACAAAGGUUUUCUGCAAUUUGCUCGGGAGAAAGCUAAUGAAUUCAAGUGAUAACGAUGAUGAGGGUCUUCUAGGAUUGCCAGCCAUGGUGUCUCGACCUUUGGACUUCAGGACUAUUGAUUUGAGAUUGGCAGCUGGAUCCUAUGGGGGAUCACAUGAAGCCUUUCUAGAGGAUGUCAGGGAGUUAUGGAGCAAUCUACGUAUUGCUUAUGGGGAUAAGCCUGAUUUGGUUGAGUUAACUGAGAAGUUAGCCCAAAAUUUUGAAACAUUAUACGAGGAGGAGGUUGUCCCUCUUGUUCAUAAGCUUGCAGAGUAUUCAAAGUUGGAAGGCCUCAGUUCUGAAAGGAAAAAGGAAAUUGAUGAUUUACUUACUUUCACAAAUGGGAUUCCCAAAGCCCCUUGGGAUGAGGGAGUUUGCAAAGUAUGCGGCAUUGAUAAAGAUGACGACAGUGUACUGUUGUGUGAUACUUGUGAUUCUGAGUAUCAUACAUACUGUUUGAAUCCUCCUCUUGCAAGGAUCCCGGACGGAAACUGGUAUUGCCCCUCUUGUGUUGUUUCUAAACAAAUAGUUCAAGAUGCAUCAAAACAUCGUCUGGUCAUUAGAAGACGUCGUAAAAAUUACCAGGGAGAAGCUACCCGGGUUUUCUUGGAGACACUUGCACAUUUAGCAGUGAAAAUGGAAGAGAGCGAGUAUUGGGAUAUCAACGUUGAUGAGAGAACAUUCCUGCUGAAGUUCUUAUGUGAUGAGUUGCUUAGUUCAGCAGUUAUUCGUCAACACCUUGAAUAUUGUUCUGAGACAUCAACCGAGUUGCAUCAGAAAUUGCGUUCUUUAUCUGUAGAAUGGAAGGUCCUCAGGUCUAGACAAGAAAUUUUGGUUUCAAGAGCUGCAAAGGUCGAUGCUGGUGACGGUACAAAGGAAGGGAUUUCGGCUUCGGUUGAAACCAAUGAAAGAUGUCUUCAUCAACCACAGGUUUUGAGUGGCAGGUCUAACUCCUUCAAUGCAGUCUCUGAUGAUUCGGCACUAGAGGGUGCUCAAGGGUUUGAUAAACACCCAUCUGUCAGUAAUGCAGAAUAUAAUAGCCAACAUUCUGUAGACACUGAAGUUAGGGAAAAAGAUGUCCAUUCUGCUUCAGAUGACAUCUCUGCACCUGGGAAGUUUUCUUCACAUAUGACUGCCGAUAAAAGUGAAAUAUCCUCUAGACAAAUUGAGUUUCCUUCAUCAAAUUGUUUGCCACAUGAAAUCAAUGGGUCUAGUAAAGAAAUCGGUUGCGUUGAUCAUCCACAAGACAAUGCGGAAAUGGAUGUUUCUCUGCCUAUAGAUCAGAAAGGAAUUAGCAACCCUUCAGAUGUGAGGAGUAAUCAUGUGGGAGAGCAGAUGUCACCUGCUUCUGUGAAUGAAUCAGAGUCCUACCACCUUGAGUUGAACUCUGUCAAAAAUGAUUUAUCAGUUUUGGAGGAUUUGAUUGCGAGUACAGAAUUCGACCUCUUAAAGGUGUCGGUGCGGAGAGAGUUUUUAGGAACUGAUUCCCUUGGUGGCUUAUACUGGGUUUCAGUUCUUCCGGGUGGACAUGCUUGGAUUAUUGUAGAUCGAAGUGUGUCAUUUAAACAUGGUAUAAAUAUGAAAGAUUGCAGAGACCCUGUAUGGAGGAGUUCUGUUACACAGAGUUGUGGUCCAAACAACAGCAUUUCCUUUAGGGCACCUUGGGUUUCUUAUCAAACUGAUACAGAAAUUGAAGAACAUGGUUGGUUAAAGAACAAGCACCCUAAGGAAAGAGAGCUGAGGGACUCAAUUCUGCACUGGAAAAGGUUGAGGUUCCAAAAGUUUGAGAAAAUUAGAAGCCGAGGUCAGGAUGAUCACCUAACUGCUAUUUCAGUGACUAGAAAUGCUGAUAAAACUGAAAUUUCUGAUCGUCUUGGUACUAGGGCAGCCACUUUGCUGAAGAAGAUGUAUGGUCCAUGCUCCGAGAUGGAAACCACCGACAUCUCCAAAAAGUGGGGAAAGAGAGCUAGAGUAACCAAUGAUGAGAAAGGGUACCGGUGUGAAUGCUUGGAACCCAUUUGGCCCAGUAGACACCAUUGCCUCUCUUGCCACAGAACCUUCUCCACUGAUGCUGAACUUGAGGGGCAUAACAAUGGUAGGUGCAUUCCAACUUCAGCAGCCUGUGAGAAGGGAAGGGAAAUAGGUGAUUCUUCUAAAGUUAAGGGGAGUAUGAAGUGUGAGAUGAAUCGGGAAGAGGGCAGAGGUGAACUGAACAGUGUUGAAACUUCUAAAAGUGCUUGUUCAGAGCUUAGUGCAAAGUUGAUUAAGUUUCAAAAUGGAAGUUUAGGUUGCCCAUAUGAUUUUGAAGAGAUCUGCUCCAAGUUUGUGACCAAUGAUUCAAACAAGGAUUUGAUACAGGAAAUAGGUCUCAUAGGUUCACAAGGAGUUCCAUCUUUUGCCCCAGCAUCUCCUUAUCUGAGUGAUUCUACGCUAGCGACAAUCUCUCAGAAAGAUGUCGGUGUAUCUGGUAAUGGACUGGGGCCUGCCGAACAGCUAGUUUCACAAGGAAAGACUAAUGUUGAUAUUGUAAGCAGUAACAAUCUAUCCUGGACAGGUGAUGGAAUGAUGUUACUAAAUGCUAACAAACUAACUUUGGGAUCUCUGGAACGAGGGGAGGAAGGACAUUCAAAUAGCCAUUCUUCUGUUGUGGGGGCUGGUCGUUUCUGUGUGGUCCCCCAGUCUUCUUUGAGGCCCUUGGUUGGCAAAGUUUGUCAAAUUUAUAAGAGACUCAAGAUCAAUCUGCUUGAUAUCGAUGCUGCAGUCCCUGAGGAAGCUCUAAGACCAUCAAAGGCACAGUUGGAAAGGAGAUGGGCCUGGCGUGCGUUUGUUAAAUCAGCAGUGACAAUAUAUGAAAUAGUUCAGGCAAUGAUUGUGCUGGAGGACAUGAUAAAGACUGAGUAUCUAAGGAAUGAGUGGUGGUAUUGGUCAUCAUUUUCAGCUGCUGCCAAAAUUUCAACUAUCUCUGCACUUGCUCUGCGUAUAUACUCUCUUGAUGCUGCUAUCCUGUAUGAGAAGAUGCAUCCUAGUUCCAAUCUGACCGACAAGUUGGAGCCCAGCAGCGCACUGGACCUGAAGCCGCUUCCUGUUUUGGAUUCAGCAGAAAAAACAAGGUCAAGCAGGAAAUCUAACAAGAAAAGGAAGGAGACAGAGGGUUGAUAUUAGUGUGAUUCUGAGUUUGUGGAGAUUAAUCCGGACAGGGUUGUUCUCAGUGGACAUGAAGCAGUUGUGGGUGACAGUGAAAAUGACCGUCACACCACAUUUUGGGUGGCAUUGGACCAGAACAAACCAACAACUAGUUUGACAAAUUGAAGGUAGUCACUGCCGCUGCUUCUGAAGCGUUGAUCUGUACAUAAAGGGUAAAGCUUACAUGCUAACUUGGAUGCGGAGUAUGAAAGCAGUGUUUGUACAAUAUCUGCUUAGAGGAUUCGAGUAGCUGGACAAAUUUUAUAUGUGCAGAUGAAUCCAAUUUUCAAUGAUUUCUGCUGCUGCUCUCAGAAUUGUUGCUUGGAAAUGGAGAAAAGGAAUCAACUGGCAAAGAGAGCGAGACCGAUAUAUAGAUAUAGUGGGAACUUAGUGUAAAAAGACAGAAAAAACGAAAAAGAAAAAAAUUGGCAAAUGUUGAGCUUUUCAGGUUUUUAGGCAAUAUUUCAUUCUUUAUACAA